Styela clava is the source of this 2685-nucleotide messenger RNA. Its product is annotated as ATP-dependent RNA helicase SUPV3L1, mitochondrial-like. Gene Ontology annotation, biological process: mitochondrial RNA 3'-end processing. Lineage: Eukaryota; Metazoa; Chordata; Ascidiacea; Stolidobranchia; Styelidae. Gene Ontology annotation, cellular component: mitochondrial degradosome. Gene Ontology annotation, molecular function: ATP binding; hydrolase activity, acting on acid anhydrides; RNA helicase activity. The record is from RefSeq and is a predicted model, not a curated record.
UUAUAAUUAGCGAUUUCUAAUUAGUGAUGGGACACGCGGUGUCACUAUAGAGUCAUGAAUCGAAACCGCAGUUUCGAUCGAUAAGUCUUCGGUCUCCGACCGAUAUUCUCGUUUUUUAAUUGCUGAGUUGUGACUUAAGAAUCAAAUGAUGAAAUUGCUAAGUGUUUGCAGACACAAGUGUGCCGUAAUGACUGAAUGAUGCAAGUGAAGGUUGAAAAUGGAAAAGUAGCAGGAUUUUGUGCUAAACGACUGAGCAAAAUUAUUUUUUUUUUAUCUUUUUACUAUUACAAUGACUGCAUUUUUCAGGUCUCCUGAAGUAUGCGCCACAAGUACUUCUAGUUGGCCUGGCUCUACAAUUUUCGCAUAUGUAAUUUCUAACCCCCACAUGACUACGUCAUCCGCCAUACUUCAGGAGACCCCAUUUUUCAAAUGAUACAUAACAGACAAAUUUUGAAUCUUUCUGAUAUCUUUUAAUCCGGAAAAUUGCAUUUAUUUUGUUUGUAUUCUUUUUAUGUGACCAGUUGACAGAUGACAUUCAUGUUUCACACCUCAUCAUAUCAGUUUAUAUUAUUUUGAUUAUUUGAAUUUCUUAUCUUAUCAAGCUUAGGACUAUACCAUACUAUCAUAGUGAUAGUACUAGAAUAUUAUUAACCCUCAAAGAUGACUUAGAAACUGAGAUAUGUUUGCAAAACCCGAAUUAUCUUCACUCAUUUUCUCGCAAUGGAAGAAUUUGUUAAAGAUUCCAUGUCGGUAUCGCUACAACUGGGUGCUCCAUAAAAUAAUUAGGGACAAAACGUUUCAACAUCAGUGUCGAAAUGCUGGACUCUCAAAGACUAUGCUUUCUCAAAGUUUUGAAACCUUUGCAAGGGAUCUUGUAUAUAACGGCAACCCUAGUAUUAUGGAGUCACUGAAAGUGCAGUAUGUUUUGGACGGAAUAUUAGAGUCAAAAUAUGAAUAUUCAUCUAUUUUCCCUUUGUUUCUCAUUUAUGCAAAACAAAAAUUUCCUUUGUUACAAAAUUGGGCAAAGCUCCAUGAACUCUCUGAUCUAUCGAACCCUGAGAAAUGGUACAGGCAUGCGAGAAAAAUGAAGCGUUCCAUUAUUUUUCAUGCUGGUCCUACUAAUAGUGGUAAAACUCAUGCUGCACUUAAAAGGUUUCUAGCUUCGAAUACAGGAAUUUAUUGUUGUCCUUUACGUCUGCUUGCUCGUGAAGUUUCUGCAAAAUCGAAAGCUAAAAACGUCAAAUGUAGUUUAAUAACCGGAGAAGAAAUAAAACAUAAAGAAUCUGACACUCAUGUUGCUUGUACUGUGGAAAUGACUAAUUUGAACAAGGAAUUUGAUGUGGCUAUUAUUGAUGAAAUACAGAUAAUUGCACAUGAGGAGAGGGGGUGGGCAUGGACACAAGCUUUAUUAGGAGUUCAAGCAUCGGAGGUCCAUGUUUGUGGAGAGCCCAGAGCAAUCCCUAUUGUCAGAAAACUUUCUGAGGAAUGUGGGGAUGAUUUUUUUGUCCAAGAAUACGAACGAUUGACGAAGUUACGUGUAAAAAAACAUGCUGUUGGUUCAAUUGAUAAACUAAAAUCUGGAGAUUGUGUUGUUUGUUUCAGGCGGAAAGAUAUUUAUGAAACUGUUUCUGAAUUACAAAGAAAUGGAGAAGAUGUAGCAAUGAUUUAUGGCAAACUUCCACCAUCAACUAAACGAAAAGAGGCACAGAAAUUUAAUAACGUUGAUAAUGGUUGUGAUAUUUUAGUUGCAACUGAUGCAGUAGGAAUGGGAUUAAAUCUAAAUAUUAAAAGAAUUGUCUUCAAAAGUCUUGAAAAAGGGGUGAAAGAUAAAAAUGGUGAAAUUGUCCGAAAACAACUUACCACUCCCGAAGUUCUACAAAUUGCAGGGAGAGCUGGUCGCUAUGGAUUUCAACAAAGUGGUGAAGUAACGACUCUGUACAGCCAUGACAUAGGUGUUUUACAUGAUCUAAUUUCAGAUGCGAAACAAGAUAUAACACAUGCUAGAAUAAAUCCCACCAUGGAACAUUAUGUGAAAUUUUCAAAUAAAAUGCCAAACUGUAACUUGCACCAAAUACUUUCCAAAUUUAAAGAAUUAUGCCAAGUCAAUGAUGAGUUCUAUCAACUAUGCAGUCAACGAGACUGUCUUGAUUUAGCAGAAAUUAUAAAGAAAUUAGAUUUGUCUUUUACAGAAGCUUAUAAAUUUUCAUUAUGCCCAAUUAAUUCUGAUCGAAAUAUUCCAGUAGCAAUGUUUAUGCGCUUUGCGGAAUGUUACUCGCAAUCUAAAAUCGUAACUUAUUCAUAUAUUGUAUCGAUGUUACUUGGUUUUGGAAUAAAACUACCAUUUUUGCCAACAAGCCAUCAAGAAGAGAUAACAAAUUUAGAAGAUGUGCAUAAUGCCUUGGGAGCAUACUUAUGGUUAAGCCAGAAAUUUCCGAGACAUUUUCCUGACUAUGCUAAAAUAUUUUAUUUGAGAAACAGGGCAGAAAAUAUAAUAACACUGUCCUUGUCAACAAUACGAAGCAAAUUUACAUUUGGCAACUUUGAUAGAAUGUCAAAAAAGAAGAAAAAGCAGAGAAAACAAAAAAUGAAACCUAUUAUAUAUUAUUGAUCAAAAAUUGUUUUAGGCAUAAUUAUUAUUUAUAUAAGUUUUAUUUAUCAUCAAAACUAUUCGUUCUAUUUAUUCAG